GGGCGGGGACAGGGCCGGGCCAUGGCGGCGGCGGGAGCUGCGCGGCCGCGCAAGGGUUUGUCCUCUGGAAGGCUGUCAGGAGCAGUUAAACUAACAAAUGGAAGAAAACAGUUGGGCUUAAGGAGAGGAUGUUAUUCUGAUGCAGAAUUCUUUUCCACUGACUCUGACAAUCAGGUUGAUGCUAUUCAGGGUGGACUUGACCAGUGUGCAGCUUUACUGAAGAAUUUCAUACAAAAUGAGGCUACAGGAAAGGAGACUGUCCAUAAACAACCUGGGAAAACAACUACCUUUAAAAUUGCUUCCAAGCCGUUGCUAACCAAAGGCAAUACUUCCAAGAAGAAGGGGUUGACAGGAAAUGUUACUCCUGCCCCUGUCCGAAAAGAAAUUGUGCCAAUAUCAAAUAGAAAAUUUGCCUUGUCCACCACACCUUCUACUGAGAAAGAACUUUCCGGUGCAGCACAGAAUCAGAUGGUUCAACCUGUUCAUGUGCCUUGCAGUCAGCACUCUCCUGUGAUGUAUCAGAAACUGUGUGAGCAUGUGGAGACUCAGAUGUCUCUGAUAACUGGCCAACCACUUCGGGAGAGUAAUGAAAUUCCUACUAUAACUCCUUCUCCUACCUCAAAUCAGGGAUGUCAAAAUGUUGCAGCUUUUAAUUAUCUGUUACCUACAUCCACAUCAGUACUGUCCCUGCAGCAUUCAUCUAGUCCCUUGACUACUCAGUCAGGUGUUCCUGUAGAUAGUGCCAGUGAACGUGUGCCAGAGGUGGGAGGACCUGUUGUUUUCCCAGUAGUUUCUGCUGCUCCUGCUGCACAAGUACAAUCUGCCACUGCUCCUCCUGCUGUGAUCCCUUGUAUAGCACCAGGUGCUCCAACCCCUGCAGUGCCUGCACUGAUCCCAGCGUCUUCUGGCAGAGAGGUGACCCCAAGCCAAGAGCACCAGACAAAAGAGGCAGAUUUGAUAAGGUGCAUACAAGCUCACCUGGCCCUGUUGCAGUCACGGGAGGGGCUGAAUGGCGGCACUGAACAGAGGUGCCAUCAGCACUGUCCAGCACAAUGUGGUGGCUCAAGUGACUCGGAGGAGGACACUCCUGAAGAGCACAGUGAGGACGUACUCAGUGAGGAAGAUGAGUUGAGUGUACUUGACGUGGCUCCAGUGAGAGAUACAAGCUGUAGGACAAGCUGUGUGAAUAAAGUUCUAAAAUCUAGAAGAGAAAGUCCAGAAGAAACAGCCCAUAAAGUUAUGACUGUAAAAUAUCUUAUGGGCGAACUCAGAGAACUGAUAACAGACCAAGAUGAUUCAGAAAUGCUGAGGUUGAUGAGUGAAAUAGAAGGGUGCGUAUCAUCACUCCCAGCUGUAGUGGGAAGUACAAACAUCCAAGCUGAAAUAGCCCUGGCUCUGCAGCCUCUCAGGAGUGAAAACGCCCAGCUGCGCAGGAGGCUAAGAAUAUUAAACCAGAAACUCAGGGAACAAGAAACCAGUGAGAAGAAAUCUGGACAGAGCUUCAACUAUGAAUUAGUGUCUUUGCAGUCCUUGAAUAUGAUGCUCCAGAGUCAACUGAAAGAAUCGCAGAAAGGCCUUGAUUCACUGCAGGCUAAAAAUGAAGAACUUCUUAAAAUAAUAGAAAGUCAGAAAGAAGAAAAUAAGCGCCUUGCCAAAGUUAUUCAAAAUAAAGAAGAAGAACUGCUUGAAAACAAACAGCAUUAUGACAUUCAUUCCACCAAGCUCAAGAUUGAAGUGGAAGAAGCAUUAGGAAAUGUGAAGAGCCUUCAGUUUAAGCUGGAAGCUUCAGAGAAAGAAAAUAAGAUUUUGGGCAUAACAUUAUGUCAGCGUGAUGCCGAGGUUAAGAGACUUCGUGAAUUUACCAGAACGUUGCAGGGCAGUAUGGCCAAGCUUCUGUCUGACCUCACAGUGGACAAUGUUAGACCCAAACCUGGAAAAACUCUCUCAAAGUCUCUUUUGGAAGACCAUGAAAAGCAGAUGCAACCUGAGCUGUUUCCUGGGAGUACUUCAGUAAUGACUUACCUUAAAAAAUUAGAAAUGGAUCAUAUUUUGGUAGAUACAGAUCUUCAGUUCGCAAAUGAAAGUGGAAACGUGGAAAUGCAAAAUCUGGCCUAUGAAAAGUUUGAUGCUGAAGGAAGUAAAAUAAACAGUACACUCAUAGAAGAAGGAACAUCAGCUCCCAGAGCACUACACCCUUCACUGAACCAAGAUGCAGAAACAAUUAGUGAUUCUGGGACUUUACUAGAUGACCAAAACAAGUUGGAUGAGACAAUUUAUAUUCCACUGACUAGCAGUGCCUCUAAAAAACAGCAGCCGAUCUCUGGUAUGCUACCCCAGAGUAGAGGGGCUUGUAAAACUUUGGAUUUCUGUGAGCUCCCAAGUUCUGUGCAGCAGUGUGAGCUAUCAAAGGAUCCAGCUGUACUGGAUAAGUUGAGUGCUGGAUACAGUGUGAAAAAGCCUGUGGAAAACACGCCUGAAAUUACAGGGGAUAAAGCAAAACUGGAAGGAGACAAAGUCCAAGUGAGACCAAAAGUCAUUCCAAGUGGAGCUGCAAAAGAUUCCGCAGAUAAACCAGACCAACCUCAGCCUGGUGCAUUCCCUCGUGUGUCAAUGCCAUUUCCAGCAGAGGUUUCUCAGAGACAAGGCAGUAAACCAGCUGAUUUUAGUUGCAUUUCAUGUGAUGGUUUAUCAGUGAGGUCUGAGUGGAGUGCGUCUUCGUUCUCAACCUUUACUUCUCGAGAUGAAGAGGACUUUAAGAAUAGCUUAGCAGCCCUGGAUGCCAACAUAGCCAGGUUACAAAGGACUCUGCAGAGUAACAUCAGGAAACAAUGAGUAUGAGGAGGGGAAAUGGGCUACACUUGUUUGGAAAUAUUAGUUUUUUCUGAAGUAUAUUAAUAAGUAUGGUACUGAUGUGUAUAUAUGUCCGUAAUAACUUGUUCCUAGCUGUUUCAAUUAUGGAUAUAAUUUGUUCCUCAUUAAGCUGUAGCGCUGUUUCCCCUAAUGUGUACAACUUGAAAUAACUGGCUUUUUAUAUAAAAUAUAAAUGAUUUGUUGGGUUUUUUAAAAUUAUUA
Molecule: messenger RNA, 3072 nt
Organism: Empidonax traillii (willow flycatcher)
Lineage: Eukaryota; Metazoa; Chordata; Aves; Passeriformes; Tyrannidae
Gene: CCDC14
Product: coiled-coil domain containing 14
Exons: 13
Coding region: 22-2832 (936 amino acids)
Biological process (GO): protein localization to centrosome
Cellular component (GO): centriolar satellite
Source: RefSeq, a predicted model, not a curated record